This is a messenger RNA of Arachis duranensis, 774 nucleotides long. RefSeq lists its product as uncharacterized. The transcript is spliced from 2 exons. The record is from RefSeq and is a predicted model, not a curated record. Bases 45 to 491 code for a protein of 148 amino acids. Lineage: Eukaryota; Viridiplantae; Streptophyta; Magnoliopsida; Fabales; Fabaceae.
AACAAAGAAAGCAGAAGAGAGUGACUAGAGAGAUCAUAAUCAGCAUGGAAGAGGAAGCAUUGGAAGAGUUGAAGCAGCUUGAAGCUCAAUAUCCAAAUCAGUUUGAACAUCUCAAGAAUGAACUCAGGUCCUUCAUAACUCAACUCCAAUCUAAUCACCACACACACACAGAUUCUCCUCAGCCAGAAAUCAACAAUAUUCACUAUGAUACACAAGAAUCUACAACAUUGGAGCAAAUGAAGAAGAUUAAAAGCUAUGGUUUAGGACUUGCUUUAGCAGAUAAAGUGACGAUAAUGGAGGAGAAGAUUGAUGAAGGGUGUGAACUAGUAGAAUCACCAAGGACUGUUAUUGUGAAGCAUCACCAUCACUCUAGCAGGAACAACCACAGCAACAAUAAGAGGAAAUUAGAUAGGGUCGAUUUGGUUCUUGAAAGGGCACAAGCUUGUUUAAAGAAACUAAGGCAUUUGAAGACUUCACUUUUAUCUCCUUAGCCUCAUUUAGUUGUAAGUUAAAUGUCACUAAAUAUGCUAGUUAUAGUAGUAAUAGCAGUAUAUAUCUAUGUUACUAACUUACUGCAUCAUGUUUUGGUUAAUUACAAGGUAACUAGUCACUGCUAUUGUGUCAUGUGGUAGUUUUUUUGGUAUUGGUAGAUUAAUUACUGGCUAUAUUUUGGGUCUGACAACAUAGUAGCUAAAGUUUGCUCUGCAAUGGUUUCCAUGGAACUUUAGAAUGUCAGCACAAUUUAGCUUAGAAAAAUGAUACUGUGUAUAUUAU